Nerophis lumbriciformis (worm pipefish) is the source of this 780-nucleotide messenger RNA. The record is from RefSeq and is a predicted model, not a curated record. NCBI's taxonomy places the organism in Eukaryota, Metazoa, Chordata, Actinopteri, Syngnathiformes, Syngnathidae.
AUGGCGGCCCGAACAUUAUCAAGAGGGCUAUGGGAGCUUCUACGUCAUCAAAAUUGUAAUUAUUCCACGGCAGCGUCCAUUAAAACGCCACCACCGCAAAGCGAUGUCACGGCUGCCAUUAUGAAGGUUCCUCUGGAGAAGCCCGACUAUUUCCAUGUUUCCGAGCUUUUCACAGUCAAAGACUUGUUUGAUGCCAGAGUGCACCUAGGCCACAAAAAAGGAUGCAGGCACAGGCUGAUGGUUCCUUACUUGUACGGCUGUCGCUUGGACCAGGACAUCCUGGACUUGGACCAGACGGCAGAGCACCUGCGUCUGGCCCUCAACUUCACGGCUCACGUGGCGUACCGCGGCGGCGUGAUCCUGUUUGUCAGCCGGCGCCGUCAAUUUGGCCACCUGGUAGAGAGCACAGCGCGUGACUGCGGCGAAUACGCCCAUACGCGGUACUGGCAGGGCGGCCUGCUCACCAACUCCCACGUGCAGUACAGCAGAGGCGUUCGCUUGCCCGACCUGAUCAUCUUCCUGAGCACGCUAAACAAUGUGUUCCGCUCGCACGUGGCUCUGCGUGACGCCGCCAAGAUGAACAUCCCUACGGUGGGGGUGGUGGACUCCAACUGCAACCCCAGCCUGGUCACUUACCCGGUGCCCGGCAAUGACGACACGCCUGUCGCCAUAGAGCUCUACUGCCGCCUCUUCAAGAUGGCCAUCCGGCGCGGGAAAGACAAGAGGAAGCAAGUGGAGCUGCUCCACGGCCUGACAGUGCCUGAUUUGCCCAGUCCGUGA